AACAAAUAAGUGUAUACCUUUAAAAAUACUUAGAUCGACACGUAUCCAUCAUCCAUACUUACGAAAUUAAAAAAAGGAAAGUUGACAUUUAUAUUUUCACACUGUCCUAUGUCAAAAUGAAACUGUCACUAAAAUUUUGGCUUUAAAAAUCAGCUGGUUUCACAAACAUAUAAAAGGUUAUUACACUUAAAAUGGUACGCAUUACGACUAUCCUUCGCCGAGUUCCUGUAAUAAAAUUCCGCAAAGGAGGAAUAGGGCAUCCCGGUCCUUCCGCGGCAGCGGCACCAUCGGGAGCACCAGCAGCGGCCUCACAGCAAUCGCCAGUUCAAGCUCAACCAAGUGCAACAAUGAGUACUGGCCCCAUAUCAGAUAUUGAUUUGCCUCCACGUUAUAGAAGACUACCACUCUCACAGGAGGAGAUUGAUCACAUCAAUGGCGGUGGAGUUGUUUAGUGCACUGAGUUACUUCUUGUAGAUUUAACACUUAGUAGAAUUGUCUACCAUUAUUGUUAGUUGUAGCUAUUAUUUAUUGUUAUGGUAGAAACAGAAUUUUUCUUGUAUCUAUCAAAGCAUUUAUAAAUUGAAAUUAUUUUCAUUUGCAAACCUUUUUUCAAGGAAGUAUUAUUUAUUAGUUAUGGUAUAUUAUGUUGGAUAUUCUGUCACUUGUUAAAUAUUGUGGAAUACUAUGACUUUAAAAUAAAUUUUAAUUAUUAA
Messenger RNA from Zerene cesonia (dogface butterfly), 713 nucleotides. RefSeq lists its product as uncharacterized. The record is from RefSeq and is a predicted model, not a curated record. Gene Ontology annotation, biological process: 2-oxoglutarate metabolic process. NCBI's taxonomy places the organism in Eukaryota, Metazoa, Arthropoda, Insecta, Lepidoptera, Pieridae. The transcript is spliced from 2 exons. Bases 192 to 452 code for a protein of 86 amino acids.